Rattus rattus (black rat) is the source of this 1269-nucleotide messenger RNA. Its product is annotated as AT-rich interactive domain-containing protein 5B-like. Gene Ontology annotation, cellular component: nucleus. Gene Ontology annotation, biological process: regulation of transcription by RNA polymerase II. Gene Ontology annotation, molecular function: transcription cis-regulatory region binding. The record is from RefSeq and is a predicted model, not a curated record. NCBI's taxonomy places the organism in Eukaryota, Metazoa, Chordata, Mammalia, Rodentia, Muridae. The transcript is spliced from 4 exons. Bases 445 to 1269 code for a protein of 274 amino acids.
CUCGGGAGACUUGGUCUGCUCCAAAAAUCUCAGCCGACGUUAGCCACAGACACAGAAACGGGGAAGAUAAACAUACACUCAUUACUUGGUUUUAGGGUGGGUUUCAAUUUUUUUUUACAUCUUCCUGUCUGCUUUUUGCCUUGAUCCAUUCUCUUCCCGCCGAGGUCGGAUUGAGCCCUUCUCCCUAUUUCGAAUUUGAUCAACCCAUCUUUGGCUGCAAACCCACAUCUUUUUGACAGGAGAUGAAAAUUGAGUCUUCGAAGAAAUAUUAGGAUAUAUUUUCAAUCAUUUUGGUGCCGAGGGGGAGGCUAGAGCUUAGUUUUAUAUUGAGACAUCACGCCGGCUGCAAGCAGAGAAUGCUUUCCCCUGCCAGGACCUGAUGCAAUCCAUUCAAGCCAACAAGUUUGGAGAGAAUGUUGAGUUCAAUCAAUUCAGAACGUCGAGAUGGAGCCCAACUCACUCCAGUGGGUCGGCUCACCGUGUGGCUUACACGGACCUUAUAUUUUCUAUAAGGCUUUUCAAUUCCACCUUGAAGGAAAACCAAGAAUCUUGUCCCUUGGCGACUUUUUCUUUGUAAGAUGUACGCCAAAGGAUCCGAUUUGCAUAGCGGAGCUCCAGCUGUUGUGGGAAGAAAGGACCAGCCGGCAACUUUUAUCCAGCUCGAAACUUUAUUUCCUUCCCGAAGACACUCCCCAAGGCCGAAAUAGCGACCAUGGCGAGGACGAGGUCAUCGCCGUCUCUGAAAAGGUGAUUGUAAAGCUCGAGGACCUCGUCAAAUGGGCGCAUUCUGAUUUCUCCAAGUGGAGGUGUGGGCUCCGAGCCACUCCGGUGAAGACCGAGGGCUUUGGGAGAAAUGGCCAGAAGGAGGCUCUGCUCAGGUACAGGCAGUCAACCCUUAACAGUGGGCUCAACUUCAAAGACGUUCUCAAGGAAAAGGCUGAUCUCGGGGAAGAUGAGGAAGAAAACAACGUGAUUGUGCUCAGUUACCCUCAGUACUGUCGGUACCGGUCCAUGCUUAAACGCAUCCAGGAUAAGCCAUCGUCCAUCCUCACGGACCAGUUUGCGUUAGCCCUGGGGGGCAUCGCAGUGGUCAGCAGAAACCCCCAGAUCCUGUACUGCCGGGACACCUUUGAUCAUCCCACUCUCAUCGAGAACGAGAGUGUGUGUGAUGAGUUUGGUAAGUGUCUGUCUUUUACUCUAUUCGAAACGUGUUCGCAUGAGAAGCCAUUCUCAGUUCCCAGAGUGAACAGUGCUGGGGUCAGGGCUUAG